This is a messenger RNA of Tarenaya hassleriana, 4183 nucleotides long. RefSeq names its product protein PIR. Gene Ontology annotation, biological process: regulation of actin filament polymerization; regulation of translation; cell morphogenesis. The record is from RefSeq and is a predicted model, not a curated record. Bases 137 to 3985 code for a protein of 1282 amino acids. The transcript has 31 exons. Gene Ontology annotation, cellular component: SCAR complex. Lineage: Eukaryota; Viridiplantae; Streptophyta; Magnoliopsida; Brassicales; Cleomaceae. Gene Ontology annotation, molecular function: small GTPase binding; RNA 7-methylguanosine cap binding.
GACACAGUACCAAGAAUUUCUCAAUCCCGGGGACCCGAGGAAGAAGCAGAAGCGGAAGAACCGGAGAAGAAGAGUAAGAGUCGAUCGGCUCAGCGAUUUCAGGCGCUCGCCAUUGUCGGGUUAAGCGACGACGAAAAUGGCGGUUCCCGUUGAGGAAGCGAUCGCAGCUCUUUCCACAUUCUCCCUAGAGGAUGAGCAGCCAGAAGUCCAAGGACCUGCUGUCAUGGUGUCAGCUGAAAGAGCUGCAACCGAGAGUCCCAUAGAGUAUAGUGAUGUUGCAGCGUAUCGGUUGUCUUUAUCAGAAGAUACAAAAGCUCUGAAUCAGCUGAACACGCUUAUACAAGAAGGAAAGGAGAUGGCAUCAAUUCUAUACUCGUAUAGAAGUUGUGUCAAAGCGCUGCCUCAGCUUCCUGAAUCUAUGAAGCAUAGUCAGGCUGAUUUGUAUCUAGAAACAUAUCAAGUCUUGGAUUUAGAAAUGAGUCGUUUGCGUGAAAUUCAGCGAUGGCAAUCAUCUGCUUCAGCCAAAUUAGCUGCUGAUAUGCAGCGCUUUUCCAGGCCUGAACGGCGGAUAAAUGGCCCUACAGUCACACAUCUUUGGUCGAUGCUUAAGUUGCUUGAUGUCUUGGUUCAGCUUGAUCAUCUAAAAAAUGCUAAAGCUAGCAUUCCUAAUGAUUUCUCUUGGUAUAAGAGAACAUUCACUCAAGUCAGUGCCCAGUGGCAGGACACUGAUACAAUGAGAGAGGAGUUAGAUGACUUACAGAUUUUCCUGAGCACAAGAUGGGCUAUUUUACUCAACUUGCAUGUUGAGAUGUUCCGUGUGAAUAACGUGGAGGACAUUCUCCAAGUUCUCAUAGUCUUCAUUGUUGAGUCACUGGAGUUGGAUUUUGCACUUCUAUUUCCUGAGAGGCACAUUCUUCUCCGUGUCCUCCCUGUUCUUGUUGUCUUAGCAACAACAUCUGAGAAAGAUACAGAGGCUCUAUACAAGAGGGUUAAACUCAUCAGAUUGAUCAACAUAUUCAAGAACGAUCCUGUGAUUCCUGCAUUUCCAGAUCUCUAUCUAUCUCCUGCUGCGAUAUUGAAAGAACUGUCAGUAUACUUCCAAAAAUUUUCAUCACAGACUAGGCUGCUGACUCUUCCAGCACCCCAUGAGCUCCCUCCCCGUGAAGCAUUAGAAUAUCAGAGGCAGUAUCUGAUAGUCAAUCACAUUGGAUCUCUUCGUGCUGAGCAUGAUGACUUCACAAUCCGAUUUGCAUCAUCCAUGAAUCAGUUAUUGCUGUUGAGGUCAAAUGAUGGAGCAGAUACCGAGUGGUGUAGAGAGGUCAAAGGAAACAUGUAUGACAUGGUUGUUGAGGGUUUCCAACUAUUAAGCAGAUGGACAGCACGCAUCUGGGAGCAAUGUGCUUGGAAAUUCUCUCGCCCAUGGAAGGAUGCGGCAGAAUCACAGGAGACUUCUGGAUCAUAUUCUGACUAUGAGAAGGUGGUCAGGUUCAAUUAUUCUGCAGAAGAAAGGAAAGCCUUGGUAGAACUUGUGAGCUAUAUAAAAAGUGUUGGGUUGAUGCUGCAGCGAUGUGACACAUUAGUUGCUGAUGCUUUGUGGGAGACAAUACAUGCCGAAGUCCAAGAUUUUGUCCAGAAUACAUUGGCCACAAUGUUGCGUACUACCUUCCGGAAGAAGAAAGAUCUGUCAAGGAUUCUUUCUGAUAUGCGUACACUAUCAGCUGACUGGAUGGCAAAUACCAAGCCCGAAAAUGAGUUGCAAUCUUCACAACAUGGAGGUGAUGACAGCAGAUCGAACUUCUUUUAUCCCAGAGCAGUUGCCCCAACUGCGUCGCAGGUGCAUUGCUUGCAGUUUUUGAUAUAUGAGGUGGUCUCUGGUGGAAAUCUGAGGAGGCCAGGGGGGCUCUUUGGAAAUAAUGGCUCUGAGAUUCAUGUUAAUGACUUGAAGCAAUUGGAGACUUUCUUUUAUAAGCUCAGUUUUUUCCUGCACAUAUUGGAUUACACAGCAACUAUUGGGACGUUGACCGAUCUUGGUUUCCUUUGGUUUAGAGAAUUUUACUUAGAGUCAUCACGAGUUAUUCAGUUUCCAAUUGAAUGCUCGUUGCCAUGGAUGUUGAUAGAUCACAUUCUUGAUUCACAGAAUUCAGGCCUUCUUGAGAGCGUUUUGUUACCUUUUGACAUUUAUAACGACUCGGCUCAGCAAGCCCUAGUUGUGCUGAAGCAGAGAUUCCUAUAUGAUGAAAUUGAAGCUGAGGUGGACCAUGGUUUUGAUAUAUUUGUAUCAAGACUCUCAGAGACUAUAUUCACUUAUUAUAAGAGCUGGGCAGCGAGUGAGCUUCUUGAUCCAUCAUUUCUCUUUGCCUUGGACAAUGCUGAAAGGUGCUCCAUCCAGCCUGUGAGGUUUACAGCAUUAUUUAAGAUGACAAAAGUACAGCUGCUUGGUAGAACAAUUAAUCUAAGAAGUUUGAUUGCUCAACGGAUGAAUAAACUUUUCAGAGAAAACCUAGAGUUUCUAUUUGACAGGUUCGAGUCCCAGGACCUAUGUGCUAUAGUGGAACUGGAGAAGCUGAUAGAUGUCCUAAAGCAUGCCCAUGAAUUGCUUUCUCAAGAACUCUCCAUAGAUUCUUUCAGUCUCAUGUUGAAUGAAAUGCAAGAAAACAUUUCUCUCGUGUCAUUUUCUAGUCGACUUGCCACCCAGAUUUGGUCAGAGAUGCAGAGUGAUUUCCUACCAAACUUCAUACUUUGCAAUACCACACAACGAUUUGUCAGAUCAUCGAAAGUUCCUCCUACUCAGAAGCCGUCAGUGCCUUCUGCUAAACCUAGUUUCUAUUGUGGCACUCAAGACUUGAAUGCUGCCCACCAAAGUUUUGCACGGUUGCAUAGUGGAUUUUUCGGGAUACCGCAUGUAUUUGCCGUUGUUAAACUACUCGGUUCUAGAUCUUUGCCCUGGCUUAUAAGAGCUUUGCUGGAUCACAUAUCAGAUAAGAUAACAACGCUCGAGCCAAUGAUUUCCGGGUUGCAAGAAGCGUUGCCGAAGUCUAUCGGAUUGCUUUCUUUUGAUGGUGGUGUCACAGGUUGUAUGAGACUUAUUAGAGAACAGCUGAACUGGGGCACAAAGGCAGAGCUCAAAUCAGAAGUACUCAGAGGGAUAAAGGAAAUCGGGAGUGUAAUAUAUCUGAUGGGACUUCUUGAUACUGUAUUGAGAGAGGUAGACACAAAGCGAUUCAUGCAAACUGCUCCAUGGUUGGGAUUAAUCCCAGGUGCAGAUGGACAAAUAGUUAAUGCUCAAGAUGGAGAUAGCCCUCUCAUCAACCUCUUCAAAUCAGCAAGUUCCGCGAUUGUGUCGAACCCCAGUUGCCCUAACCCUUCCGCUUUCUACACCAUGUCCAAACAGGCAGAAGCUGCAGAUCUUCUGUACAAGGCGAACAUGAACGGUGGAAGCGUUCUCGAAUAUACACUUGCAUUCACAAGUGCUGCACUUGACAAAUAUUGUAGUAAAUGGAGUGCUCCUCCCAAGACAGGCUUCAUUGACAUCACAACUUCAAAGGACUUCUACCGCAUCUAUGGAGGUCUUCAAAUUGGAUACCUGGAGGAGAUAACGAACCCGCAGUCAGCCCAUCACGAUGUCCUAGGGGACUCCAUAGCCUGGGGUGGAUGCACCAUCGUAUAUUUGCUUGGACAGGAACUGCACUUUGAGCUAUUUGAUUUCUCAUACCAAGUCCUAAACGUGGCCGAGGUUGAAGCCUUAUCUGCUUCCCAUGCACAUAGAAGUGCGCAGUUCGUCCAGGGAUGGGAGGCGCUGUUGGAGGCGAUGAAGAAGGCGAGGAGGCUGAACAACCACGUGUUCUCGAUGCUGAAGGCGAGGUGCCCUCUGGAAGACAAGACGGCGUGUGCCAUCAAGCAGAGCGGUGCUCCCUUGCACCGUGUCAGGUUCGACAACACCGUCUCUGCCUUUGAGACUCUUCCCCAGAAAGGCACCGUCUCCUGAACUCAACUUAACUCAACUGAAAUGUUUAUGGUAAUAAUAAACACAUGCGAUCUUCGGCUUUAGUUUCUUUUUAAGCUCUUUUCAUGUGGGUUAUAAUGUGUAUGUCUGCUUUUAAGCAAGGUUUUGUCACUUGGGUUGUCUAUUGUAAUUUGGUGGGAACUCGGAUUUUCUUUCUUUCUUUCUUCCUUUCUGUUUGAA